Vigna umbellata (rice bean) is the source of this 1733-nucleotide messenger RNA. RefSeq names its product receptor-like cytoplasmic kinase 176. Lineage: Eukaryota; Viridiplantae; Streptophyta; Magnoliopsida; Fabales; Fabaceae. The record is from RefSeq and is a predicted model, not a curated record. Gene Ontology annotation, molecular function: ATP binding; protein kinase activity. Gene Ontology annotation, biological process: protein phosphorylation.
UAAUGUAAGGAAACUGCGGCAUGAGGUCAACCCAGUUGUGGUUUUUGUUUUGUCCCUCUGAUUGGUCAAAAGUCAAAAGCAUGAAAUUUCCAAGUUCAUCACUCCUGAGGCAUUCACAUUCACACACCCACAAUAGGCACUGGAAGCCAUUGCAUUGAAUAGGGCGGUUAAAUCCGCGGUUGACAGCUAACCUUCAUGCGGAAAUAGCGUUCCUUUCACACUUGCAUUCUUGUUUUUCUCCUUUUCACGGGCUCUCUCAUCUUUUCCUUUUGCUUCACCAUCAUCAUCUUUCAUCUGCCCCACUUUCCACAACUUCAACUUGUUUCUUAUUUACUAACCCCCCUCUCUCUCUCUCUAGCUUCUGUGUUCUUCAGUUCUCUCUUCAUGGGGUGCUGCUUCAGUGCCCAGAUCAAAGCUGAGAGCCCUCCACGCAACGGUUUGAGCUCAAAGGAUGGUAACACAGAAGAGGAUGGCUUAAGCGGCAAGAUCUCCACUCCCUCCGUGCCUCCAACACCAAGGACAGAGGGUGAGAUCUUGAAGUCCUCAAAUAUGAAAAGCUUCACCUUUGUUCAGCUAAAAACUGCUACAAGGAACUUUCGUCCAGAUAGUGUGGUGGGUGAAGGUGGGUUUGGUCGUGUUUUUAAGGGGUGGAUUGAUGAGCAAUCACUUGCACCAGUUAGACCAGGGACUGGAUUGGUCAUUGCUGUGAAGAUGCUUAACCAAGAAGGUCUGCAGGGACACAGUGAAUGGUUGACAGAAAUCAACUACCUGGGGCAGCUGCAUCAUCCUAAUCUUGUGAAACUGAUUGGUUACUGCUUAGAGGAUCACCAAAGGCUUUUGGUGUAUGAGUUUUUGACAAAGGGAAGUUUGGAUAAUCAUUUAUUUAGGAGAGGUUCUUACUUUCAACCACUUUCUUGGAACAUCCGAAUGAAGGUUGCUCUUGAUGCUGCUAAGGGUCUUGCAUAUCUUCAUAGCGAUGAAGCAAAAGUGAUAUAUCGAGACUUCAAAGCUUCUAAUAUCUUACUUGAUUCGAAUUACAAUGCAAAACUUUCUGAUUUUGGCUUGGCAAAGGAUGGACCAGCAGGUGAUGAAAGCCAUGUCUCUACAAGAGUAAUGGGCACUUAUGGCUAUGCUGCUCCUGAAUAUAUUGCCACAGGUCACUUGACAAAGAAGAGUGAUGUCUACAGUUUUGGGGUUGUUCUGCUUGAAAUCAUGUCUGGCAAACGUGCCCUUGACAGCAACAGGCCAAGUGGGGAGCACAAUUUAAUUGAAUGGGCCAAACCAUACCUCAGCAACAAACGCAGGAUCUUCCAAGUCAUGGAUGCUCGCAUCGAAGGCCAAUACUCGACGCGCGAAGCCAUGAAAGUAGCCAACCUUGCCAUUCAAUGCCUCUCUGUGGAGCCAAGAUUUAGACCAAAAAUGGAUGAAGUGGUGAGAGCAUUGGAGGAACUUCAGGAUUCUGGUGAAAAAACUGUUGCAGGGGUGGGAAGCCAUCGUCACCAUCAAACUGGGAGGAGUGAUCAUAGCUCAAGAAGCAGUGGCUACAGACAACAUAGAGGUAAACAACAUGAAACAACAAAGUGAAAGUGCAUGUUGGUUUCAAGUUAUCUGAUUUUGCUGGAGUUCGUAAUUGUACGUGUAUGUAUAUCAUGAUGAACUUCCACUUAAACUUGUCUUAAGAUUUCUGAUUGUUGUACAGUUGUUGAUUCAGUAAUAAUAUUCAAAUUUUCAUA